AUGGUAUUGAAUGAUACUGAAAACGACAGGGUGAGAGGAGAUAAGGAUACUACGAAAGUUCGUAAUUUGCGAGAAAGACCAUUAUUAUUACGACUUAACGGAAUAUUAUACGACAUAGCGCUCUUUGCAUCGAAACAUCCUGGAGGACAGAAGGUGCUUAAGCACUUAGCUGGUGAAGAUGUAGAUGAAUAUAUGAAUGGUAGUAAACGUAUUCUCGGUGUUAAACACGCACAUUCAGCAACUGCGUAUCGGAUGCUGGAAAAAUAUGCUGUCUACAAUUGCUAUAAGAGAAAUGAUGAAUUGUUAUCUGAUAAGCCGAUUUUAAAUAAAGUUGGCUAUUUGGGUGAUCGAUAUUGGACAUGGAUCCACCAACCAUACGAUGGGACACUUCGAUUGUUCGAAUCAGAUGUUCUAGAAAAUAUGACUAGGACAAGUUGGUGGGUGGUACCACUUGUUUGGUUGCCUUUGGUGAUCAUCUUCACAGUACGCGCCUUUGCACUGAUUUUCCAAAGCUAUGAAUUUCUGGAUGGCCUUAUUAUUUGGGCAGUCCUUUUUACAUUAGGUAUUCUUACAUGGACCCUUCUAGAAUACCUUCUUCAUCGUUUUGCAUUCCACUGGAAGCCUAAUCCAGAAUCACGCUUUCAAAUCAUUUUACAUUUCCUCUUACAUGGUUUGCAUCAUAAAACUCCAAUGGAUGCUGAUCGUUUGGUUUUUCCGCCAGUGCCAGCAGCUCCGAUUGUUGCAUUGUUUUAUUAUUUAUAUACUUCGUUACUUCCAUACGACGUAUUUUGUUGUUUUGGAGCUGGUAAACUGUUUGGUUAUAUCAUUUACGAUUGUUCACAUUACUAUUUUCAUCAUGCCGAUCCGUUACCAGGAACGAAUCUACACUUUCGAAAACUUUUGGGAUAUCGACUGUUUUAUGGGACUAUGUUUUUAACACAGUUGGCGCAGGGCCACUCUGAUGAAAUUGUCAUUAUCUUAAAUUAUUCAUUGAACUUCUGCUCAUUCGGGUAUACAUCGUCGGUGACCAUUGGUGAUUUUAAAAGAUUUUCUUGGGAUCAAGUAUUUUCACAAAGCGAAGAUGAGACAUUGUCGGAAGGCCGCUUUCGUUGCUUUUGGGAUUAUAGUAUAGAUCCCCAAGGCCGACAAACGCAAAGCGCUCAUCCAGCUCGUUUUUCACCCGAAGACAAAAAUUCGAAAUAUAGGAUAAUUAUCAAGAAACGUUUUGACUUUAUUAUGUUAGUUUGGGAAUGGCGACGGAAAUGGCGACAAUAUAUUCGUAAUAGGCGACCGCCAUCACGUUUAACAUAUCAACAAUUAACAAAAAGAUAUACAAGAGUCUCAUUCGUUCUCUUCAUUAUAGGAUGGCAUAUUGUUGGCUUUGUGAUAUGGAGAAAAAUAGAGAAAUGGAGAAAAGAUGAUCCACAUGAAAAAGUUUUACUGAGUGAAAUACCCAAAAAAGGUUUUAUAGAACUUGCAGAAGAAAAAGGGAGUGUUGAUUUUGAGGAUAGUGAUGAAUGA
Messenger RNA from Acanthocheilonema viteae, 1521 nucleotides. The record is from the annotation of a GenBank genome assembly. NCBI's taxonomy places the organism in Eukaryota, Metazoa, Nematoda, Chromadorea, Rhabditida, Onchocercidae.